UUCCAUGUUUGUCAGAAUCUUCUUCUUCAAUUUCAUGUUGUGCAGUGCAGCAUAAAACGAUAAAUACACGCGUUUUUGUGCCUCAUUUUCUCACAUGAAAUUGACCUCAAAUUAAAACGUGAUUGCUGCAAUAAAGCAGCUGUAAUCACCAAGGAGGGGAUAGUGAGUCAGAUAAGUACCCUAAACGAACUGCCGGUCAGUUCGGCGGGGAGAAAAUAUUGCUGGAAAGUUCUUACCUGGAGGAUGCAGAAGAACCACCUGAAUAAUUCAUCCCCCGAGAGGGAAAUCACAACCUGGACACCUGAAAACUACCUCAGAUUGACUCAUUUACGCGAUGAAAACUAUGCCAUAGUUAUUCUCAAUCGCCCAAUUAAUUUAGAAGAAAAAUUCGUCGUGGAACUUUGGAAUUCAGCCCAAAUUCGACACACAGUUGACGGUGGAACAGACAGAUGGAUGGAGUUCGCUAGAAAAUGUACGUGUGAAAGAGAAAUCCGCAAUCCGGACUUAAUUACUGGAGACUUUGAUUCAAUACAUCCCGAAACGCUGCAGCAUAUGGAGAGUUUGAGAUGUGAGAUCAUCCGGACACCAGAUCAGAAUGAGACAGACUUCACGAAAGCCUUGAGGCAUCUGGUACCACGCUUAGCUGCUCAUGGGGUACAAAAUGUAAUUGCUCUGGCGGAUACAUCGGGGAGAGUAGAUCAGAUCAUGGCAAACAUCAAUACCCUCUUCAAGGCGCAUUCCUUCGCACCCGGAAUACGGAUUUUCAUUUUAUCCCGUGAUUCACUAAGCUGGCUCUUAGCACCUGGGCAUCAUCACAUCAUUGACAUCCCACAGCGUUUCCUGCGACAGAAGCACUGGUGCGCCAUAAUCCCUAUUGGGCAUAAAUGCGUCGUGACGACGAAGGGAUUAAAAUGGGACAUGACAGAUCAGACCAUCCAAUUUGGGGGCCUUGUGAGCAGUUCCAAUACCUACAGCGGAACAGACACCGUUCACAUCACCUCAAGUGACCACGUUCUGUGGUGUAUGGGCAUAAAAGUAGAGUAGCCAGGUGAAAGUUCCUCUCUCACAUCUCACACAGUGCGAAAUCCUCACUGCCCCACUUACUUACUUCCCGCCCAUUGAACCCAGAUUGCUUGACAUGAGAGCACAUUAUUGCAAUACAAUACUGUUCCAUAGAAGCUGGCACUUUGUACAUAAGCUUUGUUAUUCUUGUUGGAAAUAAAUUUUACGUAGGGAUUAA
This is a messenger RNA of Lutzomyia longipalpis, 1240 nucleotides long. RefSeq names its product thiamin pyrophosphokinase 1. Gene Ontology annotation, molecular function: thiamine diphosphokinase activity; ATP binding; thiamine binding. Gene Ontology annotation, biological process: thiamine metabolic process; thiamine diphosphate biosynthetic process. NCBI's taxonomy places the organism in Eukaryota, Metazoa, Arthropoda, Insecta, Diptera, Psychodidae. The coding region runs from base 244 to 1044 and encodes 266 amino acids. The record is from RefSeq and is a predicted model, not a curated record. The transcript has 2 exons.